AUGUCAAAUAAUUCGCGUCAAAGCAUUUCUGAAUCACCCGCUCGUGCUGGUGGGGAGAGUAAUAACCUACAAUCGCAAAAUAAUUUAAAACCUGUUCAAGUAAAAUUAGUUCUUCUCGGCGAAGCUGCCGUAGGCAAAUCUAGCCUGGUACUCAGAUUCGUCAAUAACGACUUCCAAGAAAAUAAAGAACCAACCAUUGGUGCGGCCUUCUUAACGCAAAAAUGUCGUUUGGAAGACAAAGUAAUUAAAUUUGAGAUUUGGGAUACAGCUGGUCAAGAGAGAUUUCAUUCUUUGGCUCCAAUGUAUUAUCGAAAUGCCCAGGCAGCUGUCGUUGUCUAUGAUGUCACAAAAUCUCAAUCGCUUGAAAAAGCUAAAUCUUGGGUAAAAGAGCUUCAACGUCAGGCAAAUCCUAAUAUUGUCAUUGCUCUUGCAGGUAACAAAAUAGAUCUUGUUCAACCCGAAGAAGGCGAAGAAGAAUCUCCAGAAAGUGGGAGACAAGUUCCUACUGAUGAAGCUAAAGCCUAUGCUGCCGAAGCAGGCUUGCUAUUUUUCGAGACUUCGGCAAAGAAAGGUGAUGGUGUUCGGGACGUUUUCACGGAAAUCGCUAAAAAAAUUCCGCUUGAGCUCAUGAUGUCCCCUCGCCCACGUCAAAUUGUUAACGGAGGACCAAGUCCACUUCCUGGUCUACCAAGGGUGAAUGGGCAAAAUCCCGGUCAAAGUUCUGGAUGUUCUUGUUAA
Funneliformis mosseae is the source of this 738-nucleotide messenger RNA. Lineage: Eukaryota; Fungi; Glomeromycota; Glomeromycetes; Glomerales; Glomeraceae. The record is from the annotation of a GenBank genome assembly.